Setaria italica (foxtail millet) is the source of this 1077-nucleotide messenger RNA. RefSeq names its product HVA22-like protein a. The coding region runs from base 143 to 724 and encodes 193 amino acids. The record is from RefSeq and is a predicted model, not a curated record. Lineage: Eukaryota; Viridiplantae; Streptophyta; Magnoliopsida; Poales; Poaceae. The transcript is spliced from 6 exons.
GACACAGAGGUAGGUGAAAGAGUGAAGAAAGCGAAAGGCGGCUUCGCAGGUUCUAGACCACCAAAACCCAGCGGCACCUCCCAGCGCAAACCGGCUCUCGCAUUGCUCCUCAGAUUCGCGGAUUUGUUGGGCGGAGUGCGGGAUGGGGGGCGGUGGAUCCGGAUCUUUCCUCAAGGUCUUGGUCAAUAACCUGGAUGUUCUCGCCGGGCCUUUAGUUUCACUUGCAUAUCCUCUGUAUGCCUCUGUUAGAGCAAUUGAAACAAAAUCUGCUGUAGAUGAUCAACAAUGGCUCACUUACUGGGUGUUGUACUCAUUUAUCACUUUAUUUGAGCUCACCUUUGCUCCAGUACUAGAAUGGCUCCCUUUCUGGUCUUAUGGAAAACUGUUUUUCAAUUGCUGGUUGGUAUUACCACAGUUCAAUGGCGCUGCACAUGUGUAUGAGCAUUUUGUGAGGCCUAUGAUUGUGAACCAGCAAGUUGUAAACAUCUGGUAUAUUCCAAAGAAGGGUGAAUCAGAGAGGCCUGAUGAUGUGAUUUCAGCUGCACAGAGAUACAUUGAGCAAAAUGGGUCGAAAGCAUUUGAGAAUCUUGUUAACAAGUUUAAGAGUUCAAACCCAAGACGGUCAAUACUGGAGGAGGUAGAGGUUGAAAGGAGAGCCAGGAUUCAACGAGAAUCCGAAGCAAGGGAAGUUAAUCCCUUCUUCAAUCCAAAUUACCAAUACUAGGCUUUCAGUCACCAGAAUAAAAGGUAUUGCACAAUUUUCUGUGGUUAUGAUAAUUGGGAACUGAAUGCAGGAAUCAAUAGGAUCAGUUUGAGGGAAGAUGUCUAGAUAUUAGGACUGCAUUUUGCAGCAAUGGAAUCAACAAUAUUGUGUAGCUGGACAACCAUGAUUGUUGUAAAUAUGUUUCUAGCGUUGAAACUCCUUGUCAUGUAAUGGUCGUGUCAUGAAUCUUUCAUGUUACUGAAAAUUAUGCAUUCAGUGUUCGUGCCACCAAACUCUAGAUUUGUGUCUCGAUGGUUGCAUGGAGGCUGUUGAUGAUCUGGGUAAUAACUAAUAAGGUUGUUCUUCGUCUCGUA